This is a messenger RNA of Condylostylus longicornis, 906 nucleotides long. RefSeq names its product 39S ribosomal protein L4, mitochondrial (gene mRpL4). NCBI's taxonomy places the organism in Eukaryota, Metazoa, Arthropoda, Insecta, Diptera, Dolichopodidae. Gene Ontology annotation, biological process: translation. The record is from RefSeq and is a predicted model, not a curated record. Gene Ontology annotation, cellular component: ribosome. The transcript is spliced from 3 exons. Gene Ontology annotation, molecular function: structural constituent of ribosome. Bases 57 to 887 code for a protein of 276 amino acids.
UUUUGGUUAGGUUUUUCAAAUCAAAAUAAAAUCUUUAAAAACUAAAAAAUAAAAAUAUGUCUAGAAUUAGUAAUUACCUAUAUAACUUCCUUAAUCCUUCUAAUAAAUUAAAUCAAAAAUUGGUAUGUAAAAGCAAUUUAUUUUGCUUUGAUUCUUUUCAAAAUAGAAAUUAUUCCACAAUACUUCGACCACGCCAAGCAUGGGUUGAAAAUUGUAACACAGUUGAGGAGAAAAAAGUAAACUUAAUCGAAUUAGAUCCAAAAGUUUUCGCUGAGAAGCCUCGAGUAGAUGUUAUUCAUGAAAAUGUUGAAUGGCAACGAAAGUAUAGAUUUGUAUCAUUUGCGCAUACUAAAACCAGAGCCGAAGUACGUGGUGGUGGACGAAAGCCAUGGCCUCAAAAAGGUUUAGGAAGAGCCAGACAUGGUUCCAUCAGAUCACCAUUAUUUAAAGGCGGUGGUAUUGCGCACGGUCCUCGUUCACCAACAACACAUUUUUACAUGCUCCCAUUUACUACUCGCGUAUUAGGUUUAACAGCUGCACUAUCUGUUAAAUUUGCACAAGAUGACUUACAUUUUGUCGAAAAUUUUCAAAUUCCUACAAGAGAUCCACAAUUUUUUAAAGAUUUGUGCAGCGAACGUAAUUGGGGACCAUCAGUAUUGCUUGUAGAUUUUAAUGAAUUCCCAGAAGAUAUUUGUUAUGCGACAGACCCUAUGAGUUACAUAACUUUGAUGCCCCAUUAUGGUUUAAAUGUUUAUUCUAUUUUAAAGUAUGAAACUUUAGUCAUGACAGUUGCUGCAACCAAAAAAAUUGAGGAGAAACUACUUUUUCACAUGAAACGUUCGGAUAUUAAACAAUUAUCUAAGAAAUUUAAAGUAGAUCAGCAAUAAAAUUAAAUUUUGUAUUUUA